Messenger RNA from Cornus florida, 1815 nucleotides. RefSeq lists its product as uncharacterized. The coding region runs from base 98 to 1510 and encodes 470 amino acids. Gene Ontology annotation, molecular function: protein binding. The record is from RefSeq and is a predicted model, not a curated record. The transcript is spliced from 14 exons. NCBI's taxonomy places the organism in Eukaryota, Viridiplantae, Streptophyta, Magnoliopsida, Cornales, Cornaceae.
ACCCAAAGACUACCAGCAUCUGUUUUUUUAAUUCCACAUUCAACAUUUAAAGAGAGAGAAAGAGAGAGAGAGAAAAAAAAAGAAAAAGAAAAUAGAAAUGGAAGGAGGUGUAGUGAAAAUGGACAGAUGGGGAUACGAGAUCAACACGUCUUCUGAUGAUUGCAUCUCUGCUAUAAACUCCUAUUAUCACCAGGUACUUAGUUACGGAAGAAAGCGGUCUGUAAUUCUGGAGGCACUGGCUCACGACCCACACUGCGUUUUGGCCAACACUUUGGCGGCUCACUUCCUCUGCUCCUCCUCCGAUCACUCCCGUACUCCUUUCCAUCUUCAAGCAGCCAAAUCCCGACUUGAUCAAGCUACUUUGUACGAGAAAUCGGUUUUCGAAGCCAUCAGCUGUUUGAUUUCGGGCGACAGAGAUGACGAUGUCGCUUUCGAUUUACACCUCAAGCUAUUAAAAGAGUUCCCGAAAGAUUUGGCAUCUCUGAAGCGGGCUCAAGUGCUCUCUUUUUACAUGGGUCAACCUGAUCUAUCUUUGCAUCUUGUUCAACAGGUUCUACCACAAAAUCAGGAAGAAAAUUAUGUAUAUGGCAUGCUUGCCUUUCCUUUAUUAGAGCUUGGUCGAAUGGCAGAUGCAGAGAAAGCUGCGAAAAAGGGAUUCGAGAUUAACAAAGAAGAUUGCUGGGCACAACAUGCUCUAUGUCAUGUCCUUCAGGCUGAGUGUUGUUUUAAGGAAGCAGUUAGGUUCAUGGAAGAAUGCUCACAAUCAUGGAGUUCUUUGUCCGCUUUUAUGUACACACACAAUUGGUGGCAUGUAGCUCUUUGUUAUUUGGAAGGCCAUUCUCCCAUGAGAAAAGUCCUCGAAGUUUAUGAUCAUUGUAUCUGGAAGGAAUUAGAAAAAAGUGAUACAAUGCCUCCUGAGGUGUACUUAAAUGCUCUUGGUUUGUUAUUACGGGUGUAUGUACGGGGUGAAAUUGAUUUCUUUGGGGACCGUCUGCAGAUUUUAGCAGGUUGUGUGAAAGAUCAAGCCUUUUGGUAUUUGGAGUGGCACCUGGAUUCAUUGAUAUUAUGGGCGUUAGCUUGUACAGGAGAACUUGCUAAAGCUGAAGAUUUACUCACGGGCUUGAAAUCCAGAUUUUCUUUGAUGAGGAAGAAGAAGCAACAACGGAUGGAGAAAGGCAUGCGGCUUGCAGAAGCCUUAUACGAGUAUGGGAAAGGUGACUCCAAACAGGCAUUGGAAUUGCUUGGUCCAGAUUUUGAUGCUAACCGCUGUAAGAUGAUCGGCGCGUCUGAUGAACAACUUGAUGUCUUUAAUGAAGUUUGGUACAGUAUGCUUCUGAAUACCGGACAAGCUGGGAAGGCAAUCGAUGUCCUUGAGAAGCAGGUUAAGAAGAGGGAAGGAGUUCCAUUCUUGUGGCGCCUGAUGGAGAGAGGUUAUUCCAUGUUAGGGAAGCAAGAAGCUGAAGUUGCAGGCGAGAAAGCGAAGGCUUUAGAGACUGCGUACUUCGAAUAGUUCCCAGCUUCAGUGCUUGUAAGAGGACAUAAUACUCUGACCAUGUAAUAUCUUAUGUUACAUGUAAUCUGAAUAAAUUUGUUAUAUCACCACACUUAUGUCUCGAUGUUCUUCGCUUUGACCAAUAUCUAAAUAUUUCAUCAAAUAAUAGGCUCACGGACUCGUGAUCCAUUUUACUAGUGUUUCUCAACGUUACUUGUAUGUAAAAUAUAUUGAUCCUCCCUUAAACAUUCACGCCAUGUGACCUGGUUAACGUAUUUCUCCAUUGUAGCAAGCUAUGGAGGGCAAGUUGAUUUUUGUAGAAA